This is a messenger RNA of Laetiporus sulphureus 93-53, 782 nucleotides long. RefSeq lists its product as uncharacterized. The record is from RefSeq and is a predicted model, not a curated record. Lineage: Eukaryota; Fungi; Basidiomycota; Agaricomycetes; Polyporales; Laetiporaceae. Bases 34 to 477 code for a protein of 147 amino acids. The transcript is spliced from 3 exons.
CCCAAGAGAAAAUAACUCGAAGUUAUUCGAACAAUGUUCGCCUUCAUCAAAUCCCUCAUUCUGUUCGGCAUUCUUGCCGCGUCUGUGCAUGCUCAGUGGAUCUAUGUCGACUAUCCCGCGGCAGGGACAACUGUCAGUGCUGGCAGCAACAUCACCGUCCUCGUAGCCCAGCCCGUCCCCGCAACCCCGUCAAUAGAAGUCGGCCUCGCGAUCUGUCUCAAGUCAUGUGCGGGAUACAGCGACGGCUGCGCAUCGUUCGACACGACGCAGCAGCUCGGCGAUAUCCUGUACAUAGGACCGUACGACCCUGUGUACCACUCGACGGAGUGGCCGCCGUAUCAAAACUUCACGGUACAGAUCCCGGCGAGCAUGUCCGCAGGCGAAGCGUCCCUGAGCGCGACCCAUUUGGCGCUUAUUGGCGCUGGCCCUGAGCCUUUUAUGCAAGUUGGGAACGAGACUAUCAUUAUCGCAUCAUAAUAUCCGAGCGACCUCAAGAAUGGUGUCGAAGGGUUGCUAUCGAUUGCUACCUAGGCCGCUCGUCCCAAUACUUUUAUGAUCGUGUUAUGGACAGUUUUGCUGUCUCUAGCUCAUUUGUAUAUGUACGCGUUUGACAGUUGCGACCCUCGUAUCAUGGUGGAUUUCAUUGUACAUCAGUAUCUAGUAACGUUGGACGGUUGUAUCGGAACUUGCGGUAUCACACUUACUUCAGCGGCAUCUCAAUAUAAAUCGGAGAGCCAGACAUUCCUGGCUUCACAACACCCAUCUGUCCUCUUGAAGGCGAC